Messenger RNA from Cinara cedri, 18217 nucleotides. The record is from the annotation of a GenBank genome assembly. NCBI's taxonomy places the organism in Eukaryota, Metazoa, Arthropoda, Insecta, Hemiptera, Aphididae.
CGUAUAUGAAACAUUUCACUAUAAAAAUUACCACUGUACUACGUAGUAUUUUUAUUAAAUCCGUCAAAGCGCGACUAUUGGUUUACAAAUUACAUGUAAGUACUUACGUUUUUGUACGAUACCUAAAUAUUCGACGAAUAAUGAUUUGUAUUUUGCAUUUGUCGUUUCAACAAUAUUUUAUUAAAUAUCAAAUUAGUUCUUUGCUAAAUAAAAAAAUAUCCAGCUACUUUGUACAACGUGAGAUGGUAGGGUUAAUUCACAUUUCCGCGAAAUUCAAAUCACGUUUUGUGAGCGUAUUUAUAAAGUUAAUUUAUCCAUUGGCAAAGCGCAUAUAAUAAGUCAUAACCCAUAAUAUCUGUCCCCGCCAGAAUGACAGCACAAAAUAAGCAAGCAAACCAAACAAUAGUUCAAUAGGUAGGUACCGUACACGAUUUUUGUUUCUCAAAUUAAAGUAAACGUGACUUACACAAUUACACCACUAUGGUUUUAAUGCCCGCAAUUGCAUAGGCAGGUAGGAUUUUUAUCAUAAAUUGAAAAUAAAUACGACAAUAUUUUUCACUACUUAUACUAUUGAAGGAGCGUACGUUUACUGUCGUAGUUAUUUUUUUUUCCAAAAAUAAUAUAAUCGAAUAACUAUAAUAUAUUUUCAAAAGUCGAAUUGAGGAUACGAUUAGGGUUCACGUACGAAAGGGUUAAAUAAAAUAUUUACGAACACACAAGUAGAACUAAUAUUAUACUGCGGUCUGCGAAAGACUUUAUAGUGAAAUUAUUAAUAACAUGUCUACGUCAUACGUUCAAUCUAUGUGAAAUAAGGAGCAGAAAAUUUUAAUUUAAACCUACCUACCUAUUUAUCGAUUUUCAAUUUUAAAUUUUAACAGUCCUCUGUAAUAGCUCCCUCUUUUAAAUCAAAUCUGAUUUGUAUUUAUAUUUGUUGAAUAAUUAUAUAAGGUCACGGAACUUUGAACUCAUGAUACUCGUUUAGUCUUCCAUAGAAUAAUCCUUACUAUAAAAAAUGUAAUAUUUAUUAAAAAAAAAACUAAUCUGUUGUAUACAUGAAAUAACCAUUUUUCCAAAGGCAUUGUAAUAAAUUGUAUAACACGUUUAAUAGGUAUAAUCAAUCAAUAUUUUAUUAUUAUACUUGACUAUUGUGUUGAUAGUAAUUCAUUGUCAAUACAAUAAUUUUAUAAUAUACACUACGACAUAUUUAGAAUAAUUAUAUCAAUAAAGGAUAUCAUAUUGAAUUUGAACAUUGUGCAAGGCAUUUUUCAAAGAGGUUUUCCGUGCCUACAUAAACACGCUGUGAAGUCCAUUGGACACUCAGUAGAGUUAGAUUUUUCUUAAAAACAAAUCAUCGAACUGGUCAUUUUUUAAAUAAAUAUUAUAUUUUGUAUAGAAAAUAGCCACACUGGGGGGGGGGGAAAUCCAAAAUUUAAGGAGGCGGUUUAAUUUUUAGAGCUUUUUUUAAACGAGGCCGACGAUGAUAUAUAUAAUGUGUAAUUGAUAAAAAAAAAUACAUCAAUGUUUAAUUUUGUAAGCAAUUUGCAAUUCAAUUUACCCUAUAAUAAAUCAUAGAAAAUAUGAUUUUCAUCUAUUUUAUCAAAUAACUGUAUUAUUAAUAAUAUAUUUGUUUAGGUAAUAAAUUAACUUCCGUUAUAUUAUUAUAGUGCAGGUUCCGACGAGUCUCGUUUUGAACAAGAAAACGUGUUCCGAUUUGUUUGAUAUAAUAUUAACUAUAUUUGUACUAACACAUUUUUGAUUUUUUUUUUUUAAUUUAAUGUAAAAAAAACCCCAAAAAGGAAUUUAUUAAAUAAUAUAUUUUUGUAAAGAAAAAAAUGAAAGGAAGAUAUAUUUCCUUAAUAGCCCCCCCCACCCCCGCUAAAUAAGUCACUAAAUAUACACACCUAACACAUUAUAUUAUAAUAUUAUCUGUAAUAAUAAUUAUUCGCGAUUGUUUACUUUUUCAGGAAUGUUUUAUCGCGGGAUGACAGCGAAAAUUGAACACUAAAAAAUAUAAAUAUAAAAUAUGACUUAUAUUUCACUAUUUAACAACAUUGUAAAAUCGUUCAAGGUGCACGUUGAUAAGCCCGUGAUCGACGAUUUUAUAUUCCGAUGUCACUACAAAUUAACGACUAACAUUUUAUUUAUGUUUUGUAUAUUAAUAACGUCGAUCAACUUAAUAGGUUAGUUUUAUCAAUAAUUCUAUAAAAUUAAUAAUUAGGUAUCCAAAUGUCCCAUUCAACUACAUUUUAGGAGGCGGGCGGAGAAUGUCUUAGCAGUUUAUACUUCCCCCGAGCAAACAAAAUAAGAUCGUUUUAAUGUCGUAUCAUACAUGCGAUGAGUAUAAUAACUAACAUAACCAGAGAUUGAAUUUUGAAUUUUGCAUUUUUCACCUUGAUAUUUUCUUAGUUAUAAAAACUCAGUAUUAUAAUAUCAUACGCUACAAUAGUUAAAAAUAAUAGAUACAAUUUAUUUUGCAUUUUUCGACGUUUUCCACUAAAAAAAAACGUUUUUCCGUGUUCAAAUAUUUGUUUAUAUUACCUAUGAGUAAUGUGUCUUAAAUGUUAGAUUUCAAAGAAUGCUUUUAAUAAUAUCUUGAUUAUUAUUAGUACCCGAACAGGUUUUGUUUUUGAUCAGGCACGUACGCAAGGGGUGUUUUGGGUGUUUAAACAUCCCCCGAAGUAUUUAGUUUAACCUAACCUGAUCUUUCAUAUGUUAAAUUAUAAAAAAAAGAUCUAAUUUUCAACAACAAAUUUUAAAAAAUACCCUCCCAAAAAAAAAAAAUUUUUUUCCGCGUGUUUUAUCAUUGAACUUAAUUUGAAUAAAUAAUAUGUAUAAUACAUACAAUUUAUUUUUCAAUACAUAUUUAUUUACGAGUUAAUAACCAUUUUAAUAUUUUUUUUUUUUACUUUAUUAUUUUAUUAAAUUUUAAAUUAUCAUUAAUAUCUUUGAACGCGGGUAUACAAUCCGUGUGUUCCUAAAUUCAACUGUGAUAUGAAGCGGUGUUAUCGCGAUAAUCGUUAGUUUUUAAAACAGAUAUCUUUGAUCACACAGGCGGUAAGAUAGAUUUGUUAUUAUUUUUUUAUGCCGAUUAUCACAGGUGAUUAUUUUCAUAAAAUAAGUCCCGAUAACAUUACUUAUUUAUUAACAACUGUGACAGUUCCACCCACGAACUAAUUGGUGGUUCCACCAUAAAUACCGAAAAUGAUGUUCCUUUAUUUUUUUACGGUAUCAUCAGUAAUGGUGUCACAAAAUAAUUAAAAAAAUAAUAUUUAUCUUAGUAUUAAUACGUAUUUGAAGUAUUUAUUACAAUAUAAACCAUAUUUUAUUAUAAAAAUUUCUAAAGUAUUCCGAGGGGUUAUAUUUUACCCGAAAAUAUUUAAUCGGACAGUAUUUGAGCCGACAGAUAAAUAAUCCGAACCAGAUUCUAUACGAACCGUAUUUCAAGCCGUAUGACACAUAUUUCACCCAAACUGUGCCUAAGCCGAUACAUAUUUCGCCCAAACCGUAUUUGGGCCGACAGUAGUUUAUCUGAACCGUAUUUAGGGCCGAUAAUUUCAGCUCAAAUACAGUUCGGAUUAAAUACUGUCGGUUUAAAUACGGUUCGGAUAGAAUACGUGUCGGCUAUAAUACGAUUCGGACGAAAUAUAUGUCUGCUAAAAUACGAUCGGGCAAAAUAUGUUUCAGCUGAAAUAUUUUCGACUUUUUUACGCGCUCCCAAGUAUACUAGAUUGUAAACAUGAACCCUCAUUGACACUCAUUAUUUCGGAAAGCGUUCACUUUUUUCGGAAUUUGAUUUAGAAUAUUUAAGAAACACUUAACUCAAAAACGUUACAUUACCGUCAUUUUUUGUCGCUCUUAUUUGUAAAGGCGACUACCCGCUUUCAAAUAAAACCUGAGAAUGUAAAAAAAAUACAUAAAUAGUUGAAGUUUAAAUAUAGUUAUUAUUUUCAUGUUCGAAUUUUAUCUAUUUAUGGACAUUAUUUUUUUUUAAAGAUUGCUAUUUGAAAAUCGAAAGAGAACAUUGGUUUCACCCUGCAAAAAUACGGGUGACGAAAAAAAAAUAAACGGAAAUAUAACAUAUAAUUAAAAAAUUCUACAGAACGAAUUCCGAUGAAAGUUAAUACUUUUCGAGAUAAUGAGUUUCCUACGUCGUGUUGAUCACUCUGUAUAAUAGGUACACUAAUUUUACGAUUGAUAUAAUACGAUUAAUACCUAUGUUGUGCCAGAGUAAGGAAGUACUUGACAGUAAUGUAUUAAUUAUUUAUCUGAGUUUAUGAAAUUACAUAACAGUGUGAUAAAAUAUAAUAAAUAAUAAUUAUAAUUUUAUGCGCAUACGUAAAAUAGUAUAUAAAUUAUGUUCGAAUAAAUUUACGGCAUACACUAUGUAAUAUAAUAUGGCUGUAUACAAUUAUUAUUUAUUAAUCCAUUCAUCGUAAAGUUAACCAUAUUUUAUUCACACCAUAAUAUAUUGUGGGUUUUGUAAGAUGACGGUUUGUUAAAGGUUUUUUAAAUUUUGUAUACAUUAUUUACGAUGUGCAAUGCAAUUUAACGCGGUAUGGUUACUUAAUUAAACAAUCGCGAUAUUUCAUUCACCUUGUGAAAAGAACUAUAAUAACGUUAUUAUAAUAUUAUGAAUCAUACUUUUGUCGAGUACAAUUAAUAUUAGAAGAUUGUUAAAUUCGUGUCAAAAUGUGUACAAUUCUUCUUCAUUUUGGCUAAUAAGACCAUCGCCGUCACACAUACGGUUCUCCAACCUUUACUAUCAAUCGCUCGUGUUUUCCAAUCCGAUCUUUCAUUCAGUGCCUGCCUCCGCGUCAUUUUUAAUUACAUCCUCUCAUCUCAAACGGGGUUUCCCCAGUCGUCUACCAAUUCGAUUCUCAUCCAUAAUCAUAAGUAUAAAUUCUUUGAUUUUGGCUUCGUCACGCACGUCCCGUCCGCUCUAAUCUUCGGCUUUUGAUUACCUUUAACGCGUUAUUUUUCCGAAAAAGCCAUUCCAAUUCAUUAUUCAUUCUCUCUCUCCCUCUCCACUCACUCGUUUCUUCGCCCUUCACGGGUCCAACAAUUUGAAUCACUGAAUAUUUAUUUUAGAUUAUUAUGUGAUUCGCUUGUGAUCAAAACAAAUAUCACGGUGAAUAAAAUACAUAAAAGUGGAAAAAAAAAAACAAAACAAACAAAGUGUUUAUACAGGUUCGAAGUUUAUUCGAUUACGAUAGCGAGUUUAACGAACCGCAACAUAAUAAAGGAUUUCGUUAAAAAAAAAAAAAAGAAGAAGAAGGUCUUCAAGAAACAUCCAUUAAUUUCAACGGAAAUUUUCAAAAUACACAAUAUUAAUUUUCUAUCGUCUUCUAAAAACUGUUUUCGGUCGAUUUCAUUUUUCAAAUUAAAUUAAUGCACGAUCAUUCUCUAUACGUACAAUAAGUACUAUUGUUUUUUAACAUUAAAUAUCAUUUUGGUCACGUGACAUAUUUGUACGAAUUUUAAAUACAUAAAAAGUUUGACCACAUCAGUAAUCUGAUGUCAGUAUAUACUUAUAUAAUAUACAAACUAUAAAAGAGAGAUUACACGGAAUUUUAGUUUAUACUUUUAUUCGUUUCCUAAAAAGUCGUUUGAUUUAUCGUUUCUUUGUCUAGGUAAUUUUAUUUUCACCGGGUAAACAUUAUUAUUGUAACUUGCGUAAAAUAUUAUUUUAAUGGACGGCUUUGUAAUAAACAAAAUAAUACAUAAAUCUAGACUUUACGUUUUCAAUUUAUUAUAAAAAAAAAAUUUUUUUUUUCUUACAAAAAUAUCAAUAUUUAUUAACGAUACUAUCUAACGAAUAAACAGUGCUUGUAAAAUGUUAAGAUAUAUACACCAACAAGUAGAUUUGUUCUCUUGUAUAUACGACGACGUAAUGAAAUGUUUAUUUUAUUUCUUCAUAAAGGAAAACCAAUAGAAUGUAUCACCAAUUUGUCGAAAAAUGACGAAGUGCAAAAGGUCAUAAAUACUUAUUGUUUGAUAUCAAGUUUGUAUACGUACGAGAACAAACUAGAUUUUCGUCAAACCAACGAACGAAAUAUUCGAUUCCAUUCUUACUAUCAAUGGGUACCGUUUAUGUUUUUCCUCCAAGCUGUUACGUUUUAUGUGCCGCAUUGGAUAUGGAAAAUGUGGGAAGGAGGAAAAAUACGCAUGCUCACCGAAGAUAUGCGCGGAUUUUAUGUGGAUACCGUCAAGGACAGGCUUGCGAAACAAAGUCGAUUGGUUAGUAUUUAUAUUUCAGACAAGACAUUAUAUUUUAUUGUACCGUUCAAAUGGUAUAUAAAAUCGAUUUUCGAUUUUAUACAAUUUUUUUUCAAAUAGUACUUUUACUAAAACCUAUUUACUGAAUUUUAGUGAAUUGAAAAAAGUACAUUAGGAGGUACCUACACUUAAAAUAUCCGAGGAAUUAUUUUAUGCGACAUAAAAUACUCUACAUAUUUGAUCCCAGGGAAGAAGGCCUCCAUCAAUUGAAAAAAAAAAAAAAAAUGUUUUUAAAUAAUUUUGUUCCCUUAAUUUUUUUUACCUAAAUGAUAUGAUUGUAUUCUAACGUAUUUAAACUAAAAACGAAUACGUCUUAUUCACUAUAAUGUAGAUACAUUUUGUUGGACAAAAGAGGCUUAAGUCAUAAAAUUAUAUAACUUAAGUAAUUUAUAAAAGGGUCAUUUAUGUUAGGUCAUUGGGACAAUUUAACUGUUAUUCCAUUAUGCUACUUAGCAAUUAUCAACGUUUAAUUUGCUUGUAUUGAAAAUUUUAUACAAAAUCGAUUUAAAUCAAUUGCAUCUUAUUUCUUCCCUGUGGGCCCAAAGGUAUUAUUCCAUAUUUGUUAGCAUUUUGAAUUCUAUUUAUUCGCGUUAAAAAUAAUAUUACUUUUAUCAAUAAUCAUAAUAUCGCAUAAUUUUUUUUCGGCGAUGGUCCAAUCAAGACCUUUAUAGAAAUCGUCUACAUAGAUUAUUGUUAUCACGACGGUAUUUUUUUAUUUUAUUUUUACGGAAUUAAUUCCAUUUAAAAUAUAAUUUUAUUACAAACCAACAUAAUAUGUUGACAUUAUUAUAACUUGUUAUUAUAAUUAUUAGAUACAAUAUAAGAAGAAUUUAUAAAAUGUUAAAAACAACACACUAAUAGCUGUUCUAAUAUCGCUGUGUUACAAAAACACAAACAGGUUGGCAUUGAAAAAUAGAUAGAAAACAGAAAGGUUCUAACUGAAUAAUACAAUAAUCAUAGGUAAAGUUGAAUAAAAUGUAAAACAUAUUAAAAACGUUAUAUAACUACAGAUGCUAUAAAUACUGUCUUAAUAUCACCCACUGGUGAUGUGGGCCAUGUUAAAAAAAAACUCGCACGAAUCGCACGUAUACCAAAUCAUUCAAUAACAACGGAUUAAGUUUUUAUUUGAUUCGCUCGUUGUUAUUUAUGAUAUCGUUAGUUCCAUCGUAAAACACUAUAACAUAAUUGCUUCUUAUGAAUAAUAAUAAUAAUUAUACACAAUAAUAUUUUCGCUAUAGACGACAUAGAAAAUUGUCAUAUCCUGUAGAUGGUGUAUCGUACGAAUAUUCAAUUCAUAAUAAUCAAUACUAUUUUUAUCGAAUGCAAUUUAUCGACCCCGUUUAUCGUUAAAAUAUAGACUGAGCGAUUCAUUAAGCAUGCCCGCCCCAUUGUUAGGAGUACAUUUUGUAUAUAUGAACAAUGAACAUUCUGAUUUUGGUAAUUUUGAAGUAUAUUUAAAGACGAUAUUGUCUUAUACUGUAUUCAGUUGGCGAUACCAACUUUGAUUUUUCAAACGAGAACCUAUAUUAAAAAUUCCAUAAAUAGAAGGAAUAUUAGAUAAAAUAAAUUUUAACACUAUUCGAACACCGGGCACCGUGCGGCUACACAAAAUAUGCUCCACUACUUCCCCCCCCUUAAACUUAAAGCGGAAUGUCUCGUAAACGAGUGGACCGAAAUCAAACAUUUCAACAGCAAAAUGUAUUGUAUUUUAUAUUCCAGCUAUGGAUGGAAUUGUUAAUACAAGUUCUCAUUUGAAAAAUCAAAGUUAUUAUCGCCAACCGGAUUAUACUCCUUAAAUGUUAUAAAAAAUCUAUGUAUAAGAAAAUAUCGUCGUUAAUUAUAUUUAAACAUUCCCAAAAUCAGAAUUUUAAUAUCUACAUAAUUUACCCCUAAAAAUAGAAUAUACUUAAUGAAUCACCCUGUAUAUAUCAUAAUACGCCUACAAAAAAAAAAAUACGUAUGUUUUUGAGCCGUUUUCAAAAUCCGUCACGAAUCUGACAUGCACCUAUAAUUUUCAUAGAAAGUCUCGAGACGAUUAUUUUUCACUCUUAGUACGAAUAGUGACAUCAACCUCGCGGAACGUUGCGACGAGUGUUAAAUACUCGAAUUUAAUUGAUCAGCACGUGCGAGUAUUUCAAAGAAUAAUGUUGUCUAAUGUUUUUUUUUUUUUUUUUUUUACGUAUUAUGUGUUGCGGUUUAAAACAAUUAGGUCAUACCUAUCAUCUAUGUAAAACAAUUCAAAUAAUCAUUUUUAACAUUAUUAGCAUAAACUGUGUAAGACGGUAAUAUAAUGAAUCAGACGACGAGCGCCUAGUAUAACACAAAAGUUGCAAACACUAUAAGAUUCUGAACGUGUAGCGAGAAAUAUAUUGGUUUUACUUUAUGACGUGUUCUUUAUUUUUUCUUUGCCUGAGAACAACCCUUGACAACCAAAUGUCUAACUCCGAUCGAAAAUUUACAAAUGAGCUAUUCUCAUAGCAUUUUCCAUCUAGUUGGUGCAUCGAGGAGGAUAUUCGUUAAAUUGUUCAAGCGGUUUUCAUAAUAAUCGCGAAAACCGGAAUGAAACUCAAGUAUAGGAAAAACUGAAAAAUGUACGCUAGCAAAAGUUUCAUUGUUUUCGAUUUAUUCGAUACCACCCCGGUACGCGUUCCGAAUCUAAAAGGUCUUGAGACUAACGGGACAAAAACUGCAUAGUUCAGUACGGGCCAAUGGCAUGGGCGGACCAAGCGUUUUUCGUUGAAAUAUUUUCAAUAAAAUACAUACUGCGGCAACGUGAUUGCAGGUGUAACCCGUAUACGGGCACAACAUAACAAUCACCGGGAAAUCAUGUAAAAAUUGUUGUUUUUUGAAUUUUUUUUUUCUUUUUAAAAAUUUCACGCGUUAAAAUAUUCGCUUGAUACCAGCAGUGCCAGCGUCCAACCGAACACAUAUUUCUUUCGGGGUAAACAAAUAUUUCGAGUGACAAAAAUAAAUUAAUUCCGAGAUAAUAUCUCUCCAACGGCUAUGGAGAACGAUCGUUUUUCGGAAUUGUCGUUUAUAUCGGCGUAUCAAUUGACCACCGAUCAAUCAAAUGCCGAAACGUCCGUAUAACUCGUUAUAUUUUGAAUUACAAUCGAUAAUCGAUAGUCGACAGGAAUUAAUUGGCUAAUCAAUUAACACAACGUUCGGGCGUAACGCGCGACAAUGCAAGCGGCAAUACCGUCGGCAUCGGCACAGUACGCAAAAACGCAUUUUGUUAAUUCCGUAUUUUCGUUUCGUCUGAACAACUCUCGGAAAUCGUCCCCCGCCCCUGCCCCCCUCCGGGGCGUUUUGUGCCCGUUCGCGGCUGACCCCGUUCGGUUAUUGCAUUGCAUGUUACAUAAUAUCGGGUGUUUUUAUUUAUUUUUUUUUUUUUAUUCCAACUACAGGCGCAGUAUUUCGUCGAGAGCAUCCACACGCACAGUACGUACGCGUACGGUUACGUCGCGUGCGAGGUGUACAACGCGGUCAACGUGAUCGCCAACAUUUACGUUACCAACAAGUUCCUGGGCGCGUCAUUCAUGACGUACGGAACGGACGUGUUGGAACACUACCGCAACCGCGACGACCGCCCGGUCAACCCCAUGGACGCCGUAUUCCCGCGGCUGACGAAAUGCGAUUUUUUCAAGUACGGGCCGUCCGGCACCGUCCAGAACGUCGACGCCAUGUGCGUGCUCGGCCAAAACGUCUUGAACGAUAAGCUUUAUCUGUUCUUGUGGGUAUGGUUUUUCGGGCUCGCGGCCGUAUCCGCGGUGGGGUUGCUCUACAGGUUCGCCGUUAUCGUACAGACCGCCGCGAACACGACCGCGGCGCCGUUCGGCCGCCCGUUCGAGUUCGCAAACAGCAAUAAAAAAUGUACGUCGGCGCUUUUGAUGGCCAAGUUUCGAGUACGUACAUAAUGCAAUACAAUUACCGAUCUAUUUGUUUUCGAUAAUAUUAAAUGUACGAAAUAAUCUCGAAAUAUUUACCUAGGACAUAAUUAGCUAGUUAGUAUACGUAUUAUACGGGCUGAGAUAACUCGGGGUUUUUUUUUUUUCCUCGUUGUUAUUGCGUCUAUUAUGCAUAUUCGUACAGUAGCAAAUUAAACAUUGUAGCGUUAUAGGUAAUAAAAAAAAAAAAAAACACUUCAAAAAUGGUUGUAACACAUUAGAUAGGUACUCACAGUGUUCGGAUAAUAUUUUAGGCGAGCACGUAGAUUGGGGGAGAGGGGGGAGAUAACGGUUCAAUCCUAACCCUCCCGAAAUUUAAAAAACGCAUCAUUAUAUACUAGAUAUCUAUGUAAUUCAAAAUGUUUACUUUUUUUACUUAAUGCACCUUCCCGCCUACCCGAAACGGUUUUCUGGACGCGAAAUGGAGAAAAGCUCGACGAUUUGGCUUUUUAUGGUUCCGUCUAAAUUGAUACAUUUAAUGUACGGGAAGGGCGAUCACGAGUGAGGUCUUUAUGUUGCGGAUUGCCUAUUAUUGUCGGCGAUAGUCGAAUAGGAAAUCGAUUUUUGUUGCGCACACCAUACGCACAUCGACAUCAUCAAAACGUUCAGUUAAACUUGUUUUUAAUUUUUACCGAAAAUAAUGACCGUUUGUUGAGAUCUAGAGUGAAACCGCGUAAUCCGUUCAAAUGUCACCGUUUUAUUUUUCCGCAAUCGUGGUUGCAGUAUAGUGGGUGUAUUAUAGUUUUGUACAAGUAAUUUUUUAAAAUAAUAUAUUCGAUUAUUUAUUGUUUAUCAGAGAAUAUUUCUACAAAAUACAAAAUAGGAAAAUUCGAACAGUUUUUUUUUUUUUUUUAUUAGUAUAAUAAAUAUCUAAUCAAUUAUAAUAUUGGAUAAAAGACUGAAAAAUGAUUUCCCAUUAAGUGGACGUGAUACCCGCAUGCACAUCUUACGAGCGACAUAAAAUUAGCAAAUUUUGAUAUUUCGCGUAAUCAUAUCUAUCUCGAAAAUUGAAAUAAAGAAAAACAAUCAGCGCCAACGUUGCACAGAUAAUGUGCUUGUCGUUCGUUAAUAGGUCAAGUCACUCUUCAAAUAUCGGAAAUCAACAGCACAAUAUCAUUGUCCUCCCUGCUGAACGUGAAUUUCCUACGUUGUACGACCAUCGUCGGAUGGAGACGAAACAUGCGAGUACCGAGUUUUAUUGGCUUUAUAUGAAAAAAGGACGAGCGGCGGGCGCAGAUUUUAUAAACCAACUCCGUCAAGUAAACAAAAUCGAACAAACACAAUUGUUUACAAUAAACAAACAAAAUUUUACCAGUGUCGUUAUUAGUAUACCGACAGUCCACCCGCGCCCGACGUUUCCCGUGCCAAUUUGUAUUAUUAUUGUUUUACCCGAAUUAAUUGUUUGUUUUGGCCGCGUGAAAACAAAUUGGUGGAAAGUGGGAGGGGGGGUAGUCCGCUAAAUGUGUUCAAUUGUGAAAUUUGAAUAGUGUGAAUAAUAGUACUGAUGAUUAUUAUAAUGGUUUUCUUUUCCGCGGCAACCCUCGAAUAAACAAAAACAUUAAAUAAAACAAAGUCCGGUUAGUCACGCCAUUUUUAACUCAAGAACCGCUGGACCGAUUUUUAUGAUCACAUGAUAUUUUCCGACCGAUUUCUAAUAAUAAUAAUUAAUCUCCAUUUUUUUUUCCAUCCCUGUUACCGGGGUAACACAAAUCAACAAAAUAAAAUUGUAUUUAUUAUAUUUUAAGCUAAAUUAUUUGGUGUCGCUCGUGUACGUAUAUACACGUGCGAAAACACUAAAACCGCGAUUAAAAAAUAGCGGGUGGGUAUAGGAGGGCGGAAAACACUUUACGACCCACCGAAAAUACACGAGAGAAAUUGCAUUAUUAAAACCGGCCAUGCCACCGUUUCGGAGGGGCGCGACCGCAAAACACUUUUCAAUUUUAUGUACAAGAUUAACACUGGAGUGUCGAAAACUACGCGCUACUCCGCUACUAUAGGUGCCAAAAAACUCGGAACUGUCCGACCGUCCGUUUGCUAGUACGCGAAUAUGCGGCUGUUGACAUGCAGAGAUAUAUUAGUCAUACGGUUCUAUUGAAUAUAUUAUGGAUUCAUGCCAGUCAACAGGCCCUAAUUUACCCGUGCGAUAAUAUUAAAAAAAUUAUGAUGUAUAAAAUAAUAUACAUCAUAUGUUUAAUGCGUGACAAAUGAUAACUGAACUGGCGUGCGUUCUCCUGCAAUAACACUAAAGAAACUCGAUUCUUCCAUCAUUACUGGCAAUCGUGAUUAAUUAUUACAAAAAAAAUUAACGUUUAAAGACAUUAAUGUAAUAAUAAUGUGUCGGUUUUUAAUGGUUGCUGACUGUUGCUUGUUUUUAAUUUUUACACAUUUUUUUUUUUUCUAUCAUUAUUAUUUUAAAAAGAGCCCCCCCCACGCAAUAAACAGUGCGCGGAGCCUUUAUUUCUUUAGAUCGGGUCGUGCCAGCCAAUAUUGAAAAAUAUGCGCCAACGUAUUAUUAUUACAAAUGCCUACUUUGAGAAUUUAAAUAAUAUCCCGUCAACCCCGUUCCUACAGACGACAUUACGCGAUAUCGGAUUUAUUUAGAUUUUUACACGCGAGCGUGUUGUGUUUUGUGUAUGGCACAGAACUGUACUAAAGCGGCGGCCUUUUUGCACGUGAGAGUUUUGACCGCGCGAUUGAAUGGCGGCGAGGGCUCUCCGAAAACGGCCUCUGGACAACGGAUCUUGCGGGAUUCAAACGCGUUCAAAACUCGAAAGGCUUAUGGUGGUGGUGGUGGGGGGGGGUGAACCUCUUGCGCGUGGUGAACCGUUUCAUUGUUCUUGUGACGACGCGGCGUUCGGUCGCCGCGGAUCGCGAUCAUCGUAAUGAUUAAUUAUAUUUUAAUAAUUACUCGCGUCGUUAACGGAAUAUUAUUUCCGAAUACCAAAGCUAAAACUAAAAAAAGCUCAUCAUUUUCAACGAUAGUAAUGAUUUAUUUAAAAAAUCAAAAUUAAAUAUAUUCCAAGAUUAAAAAUAUCACGAUUACGUUGUACGAUUAUCAUUAUAUUGUCGUACGAUUAUACGACACCACGCGACUACCACGCAGCCGCUGAAACGCUACAAACGCCUCCGAAAAAACUGUUGGUACGUUCCGCGCGCCACGCGUUCGCUGAAAAUUGACAGUCGCGCUUUAGACGGACGUUUUUGAACGAAUGGCGAACGGAAAGAAGGAAAGCGCGCGCGCGCGGAUAGAAUUCCCGCAGCAACUUUACUACCAGUUUCCGCGCGCGGUCGAGUCCUCCUCGCUCAGGUCUGCACGUUGCCGGAGCGGAGGAGGAGAGAUUCCGCGUGUAAAUGCUGCUCUUCGCGGUUCAUUGUUCGAAACGCGCGCAGGAAUACGCGGGAAAUUCGCGCGCUCGCGGAGCGGCCACUCCCGAGUUGUUCGCGUUACUUAUCCGACGACCGUCGACGCACAAUUUCAAGACGAUAACGUAGGCGUGCUCGUAGAAAACACGGUCGGCCGUCAUGCGCAAAUGACGCGUCGCUUAUCUUCUACUUCCACUUCGAGUUGUCCCCCUUCGCCCGCGACCGGGUAAUAAACCCGCAACCGUAACCGUACACGGGUAUCGCCCGGUCGCCGACACAACGCGUCGUUUUCCCGGAGUCGUAUUUUUAUAACACGGGUAGGCACCGCGGUUAUCCGCCGGUUAGAUAACCGGUGUAAUGUGUACAAUUAAUCACGCGACGUCCUAGAAAUCCGCACGGAGCGUAUCGCGGAGAUACCGAGAACAAUAACAAUUGACGGCGGGCCGUCGACAGGCCGCGUUGCGCAUUCCCACUCGGUUUCGAAAUAUUUACCUAGCGGCCGUACACGGGUGCCGGUGUCCUCUAGAGAAUAAUAUUCGGAUAGUCGGACUGCCCGCGAACCGUUCGGAACACGCGUUUUAUAGCCGAAAAUAGCGCGUCUUGCGAACGUUCGGCUGAACAAUAAUUUAUCUACAACACGUGUUUGAAUUAUUAUCUUGUGUAAUAAAAAUUUAACUAGAUAAAAAUAUGCUAUUUUUUUUUUUUCUAAAUGAAUACCAAACCACUCGUGUUGAGUGGUUAGUUGUGUGUUAAAUUGUCCUUAACCGACUACAAUAACUAAACAGUCGGGUAAAGUGUUACGACACCUACAUUAAUAUAUAAUAUUAUAUACGGAUUUCUAAAAUUAAUAUUAACGUAUCACACCGCCCGUGCACGCGGAUUCCGUGCGUGUACAUUGUGCACUCGCAAUAUUGUAAUAUUGUAAACCCCGACACUUCCAGUCUAUACGUAGUAAAGUAUUUCCGGGAGGGUUUCGUGGAAAAGAAAAAAAACCUCGCGAGUUUCUAGUCGUCUGGUGCGACGAACGAUUCGGCAGUUUUUUUUUUUUUGUAUUUUUGAACGUUUUAUUUUCUUAUAAACAGUAUGAACCAUGCGAAAAAUAUAAAAUAAUUUUGCGUGCAAAGCACGCAAAAUGUAACAGUUGGCACGAGUACAUACUCUCUCAUAACCACUGGUUACGAUCCGGUUACUUAGAGCGACCCAUACACGAUCAAUAUUUAUCGACCGAUAUCAUUGUCAAAUUACUGACGAACAUUGACGAUGACCGCGGACGUGUCAAUAUUAUCGAUCAAUUUACUAUCAUUAUCGAGUCGCCUGGUCCGUAAUCACAGCGCGUCAACAAAAAUCAAAAAUGUUUAAUUUGUGUUUAAUAUAAUGACAAUACACGAUCGAUAUUUGAUAUUGAUCAAUAGUAUUACUGAUCGUGUAUGGGAGGGGGGGGGUGGGCGAAACAAACAAAUACAAUUUAAAACAACGAUAAUAACUGUUACGGGGAUUUUCAGAUGGGCGAUUCGAUGCUGUUCGCAUUCGUACGGAAAAACGUGAACGGCAUACAGUUCGAGGAAAUCGCGGAGGAAAUAUGCUCGAGACUCGACGACGGAAAAACGUCGGAACCCGGCAGCCAUUGUCACGGCUAUGUCGACGGUCCCGAACUCGGUCGAGCUCUGUCGAUUCCGGUGUAAAAACAGCGAAACGUCAGUAAUACGCGUUACCCGUAAACCGGAACUCGUGCGGGAACAGAAAAAAAAAAAAAAAACACCCCGUCAACCGCAUACCCAAAUCGAUAUGACCGACGUGAGUUUUCACAGUUCCCAAGCACAAACAUUUUCUACUAUUUAUUUUAUUAUUUUUUUUUUUUUUUUUUUUGUUUUCUACCCGUCAACAAAACAAUGUGAUUCCGAUACCUAUACACUGCACAAUAAAAUAUAUCAAACAAUAACAACAGAUUUAAAACGUUAUUAAUUAAUCGACAUUCGCGGUAUAAUUUCCGUACAUAUUUGAAACGCGGCCCGGCGUCCACUGACCGGUUUUUGUCGCGCGUCAAAACGAAUAACAGAUCGUCUCCACCACCUUCGUCCCAACGACCAUUUGACCCGAUCUCCCGCCUCCCAUACACCGGCUGUACCCACGUUAUUCACGAUCGCGUUAUCCUUUCCGCCCACGUUCCAGGACAAUUUUUACCGCCUCAGAAUCCUCUCACCCCGUGACGUGCCCAAACAAACCACCUCGGUCGGUCUAUUUUCUCCGCCAACGAAGCCGCGCCCAAGCAACCUCUCGUCCUCGACUCGUUCCUUAUCCGAUCUUCUCUCGUCACUCCGCUCGUCCGCCCAAGCAUCCUCAUCACCGCUACACCCGUUCUCUGUUCGAUUUUUUCUGCCUGCCGCCGUCCCCCCACCCUCCAACACUCCGGACCAUACGAGAUUGCCGGUCUCGCCACAAUUUUGUACGUAACUUAACCUGAAGUCCCAUUGGAAUUCUCUAUUCGCGUAAAAGACCCCCGGACGCUUCUCGCCGCUCUAUCCAACCACACCGUUUCGACGUCCUCGUGAAAGCCGCCGUUAUUUUGUACAAAUACCCUAGGGUACUUAAAACUCUCGACUUCGCCCAUGACCGCUUACUGCCUGUCCGCUGUCUCGCUCCGUUCCUUCGCGCCCACACCCCGUUUCACGACGGAUAACAGACACGCACUUUUACGUAACAGCGCCUGCUCUCCGCGGACCCGUACUCGAGCCGGGCCGGCUUAAUUAUAUUGUACGGUUAGGUAUUCCGCGGGUAAAACGCGUGCGGCCCGCGGCGACCGUGUAACACGCAGACCGAUAAUUAUCGUGGUUUUAAACGCGUCCGUGUAACGACGUCCGAUCGGGUUUUCAACGGAACACUCGGCUCUACCCAACGCACAAAUAUCGGCGGCGCGCGAAUAGAAAAUAUAAAACUACGGUAGGUUAGGUCGUGUGGUUGGUAAUUUGUUUUAUUUUUCCCCCCGUACUGGCCGGUAUGAAAUUUCAAUAUUGAAUAGGUAACGCAACGACAAUGAUGAAAAAACAAAAAAAAAAACAACCGAAUUACUCACCCGGGAGCCGAAUGCCGAACGGAGAUCUGGAGACUGUUCGCCGGUCCGGCGCGGGCGCGCGCCAGUGGAAAUGCCGGAAAUGCUCGGGCGCGGUGUUUAGCGUCCGCCGGAACACCAGAACACGACAGUAUUGUUCGCAAAACUGACGCGGGCAAAAUGAUAUUGCUGUGAUCCGCGCGUUACCGCCGCCGCCGGAAUGCAGCGAAAUUCCCGCAGGGUGUCUAUAAUUACAACGCGCAGGCACGGGUAAUACGAGUUUCGACUACGGAUCUCCCACGGUUCAUCCGUUCAUUCGUUAUCUCUAGACGGGCGGCGGUCCGCCGAAACGCCGAUAAGUCCGCACAACGGGAACGAUAAGAUAACAAGCGAUUUAAUAACCGUCGCUCGGCGUUAUUUUUGUUUCCGCCGACGAUCGUUCGUCCCGGACAACGGAUAACGACGUCAUUCGUUGUGUCCGCGGUGGAUAUUUCGUUCGGGGUGUUAUCGCGCCCGGCGUACGCCGGCGGAAUUGAAAAUCCGAAAACGAUCCCGGACUCCGCGGAAAUGCAGAAUACAGAAUGUAACACGGCCGGAACUCGGAAGUGACGAUCGCGAUGUAAACAAAAACGCGACGGCCGUCUUUCCGAACAUUUACACGCCGGGAUAGAUGACGCGAUUCCACUGUAUAAUGUUUAUAAUAUGGUGAAAACAUUUAUUUAUUUUUUAUUUUUAUUUGUUCAAAAUCAGCACCCCCAGUCGGCUUUUUCAUAGUAACCAAUGAAUAUUUUAACCACGUAAUUCGUAAGUAAUGACAACGCAUCGGAACAAAAUGCAGAUUUCCCAUGCGCGUGCGUAUGAAAAAUAAUGUUAAAAUAGUUACGAUAAGUUUGUACAUACAAAACUGCAAAUGAAAUGUGUAGUCGCGUAAAGAGGUUUUGUGGGGGCGGACAUCCCCCACGGGUCUUUUAUGUGUCCAGAAUUUUAGCACCCUCAAAGAUGGUGGUCUAGUCGCGCGUUUUGUUACAUUUUGUUCGUGUUCAUGACCUCCGGCUCGUCACAUACGCAAUGAGGAGGAAUUCGAAGUAUUGGCUUGAAAUGACAACAACAUUGUAUUAAUUUUAUAUGUUGAAAUUACAUAUUUUUGCCAAAUUACAAAUGACAAAUUUUGAUUUAUUAAAUACAAUUUUUUUUUUUUUUUUGAUCCGUUAUUUAAAUUCUCGUUAUCGGCUUCCCACAGCACGUUAUUCGCUACCUUCUUGUGGAUUAUCGAUAAAUUUGACACACGAGUUAAAGAAAAUGUCAUUGUUAACAGAGAUAUUCUGUCGGUUAAAUCCAUGGAUUAAUAUUCAAGAAUCAAGUUCAAUGGUAAAAUGAACGGUUGAAUGGUUCCAAGGCUUAAUGCAUGGCUUAUUCCCCGCACUAGUGGCGUGCACUUCAGAUUUUGAUUCUCGUCCUACAACAGCGCACAUUGCGAUCGCGCGACAGAAAAAUAAAAAAAAAAAACUAACUAUUAUCUAUACUGUUAUUUUGUUAUGGUGUUUGAACGAUCUAUAAUACAUGAAUAACAGCAAUUAAAGCAACG